Messenger RNA from Cololabis saira (Pacific saury), 1760 nucleotides. RefSeq lists its product as uncharacterized. The record is from RefSeq and is a predicted model, not a curated record. NCBI's taxonomy places the organism in Eukaryota, Metazoa, Chordata, Actinopteri, Beloniformes, Belonidae. Bases 81 to 1619 code for a protein of 512 amino acids. The transcript has 18 exons.
GCAGGAGCACCGCCACCUUCACCCCCCGGGCGAGUUUUUGCAGAGUUUUCUUCAGAGUUUUUACAGAAACUUCACUAACGAUGUCUGCUCGUGCACGCACGGCGGUGGCGCGCCUGUCCCGGGCCCGCGGGGGUCCGGGCCCGAACCCGGACCGGGUCUACUCAUGCUCGGCCGGAACCAAACCGGUGCGGAUCGGCUGCGCCUCCGGGUUCUGGGGCGACACCGCGGCCUCGGUGCCCCAGCUGGUCUACGGCGGGAAGCUGGACUUCCUGGUCUUCGACUACCUCAGUGAGAUCACCAUGUCUCUGCUCACCGCCGCCAAGAGCAAGGCGCCCAACAUGGGCUACGCUCCGGACUUCGUGCAGCUGGCUCUGGCUCCGUUCAUCAACGACAUCCACAAGAAAGGAAUCCGCGUGGUCAGCAACGCGGGCGGCGUGAACCCGCUGGCCUGCGCCGAGGCCAUACGGGAAGUGGUGAAGAAGGCUGGACUUGACCUGAAGGUCGCCGUGGUGACGGGAGACGACCUUGUCCCCCACAGGAGCAGCCUGUCGGAGGUAAAGAUGGCCGACGGUGAGGGGAAGCAGCCGCUGCCCAAGACGCUGCACAGCAUGAACGCUUAUCUGGGGGCUGAGCCGAUCCGCCGCUGCCUGGACGGCGGUGCUGACGUGGUGGUGACGGGACGCUGCGUUGACAGCGCCGUGGCCCUGGGGCCCCUCAUGCACUCCUUUGGUUGGACGAGACGUGACUACGACCUGCUGGCAGCUGGGAGUCUUGCAGGUCACCUGAUCGAAUGCGGCGCUCAGAGCACCGGAGGAAUCUUCACCGACUGGGACAAAGUUCCUGACUGGGACAACAUGGGCUUCCCCGUGGUGGAAUGUUCCGGCGACGGCUCCUUCGUCCUCUCCAAACCUCCCAAGACCGGCGGCCUCGUCUCCUUCGGCACGGUGGCGGAGCAGCUGGUGUACGAGAUCGGAGACCCGCGGCGUUACCUGCUGCCCGACGUCAUCUGCGACUUCAGCCAGGUGGAGAUCCAGGAAGUACCCGGUGUAGACGGUGGAGCCGUCAGAGUCACCGGGGCUAAAGGCCUUCCUCCGUCACACGACUACAAGGUGUGUGCCACCUACAUGGACGGGUUCAGGGCCACGGCCGUGUGUCCGGUCGGGGGGGCCCAGAGCGGUGGAGAAGGCCAGACGGACGGCGGAGAGCAUCAUCAGGAGGACGAGACGCAUGUUCGGGCAGCUGGGAUUGGACGACUUCAGCUCCGUCAACGUGCAGGUCCUCGGCGCGGAAGACACGUACGGAUCCAACGCCCGCAACAAGGACUCCAGGGAGGCCGUGAUCUGGAUGGCCGUCCAUCACAAGCAGAAGAAAGCUCUGGAGUUCUUCGCCAGGGAAAUCGCUCCUGCAGGAACCGGCAUGGCUCCGGGUCUCACCGGCAUCGUGGGCGGACGCCCCCGAGUGUCCCCCGUCCUCAAGCCCUUCUUCUUCCUGCACCCCAAGUCGGAGCUGAAGGUGGACAUUCACAUCGCUGGGGAGCUGGUCGACUCCUUCGCAGACGUGGGACCAGACACACCUGGAGAGGACGGAGCCGCUCACACUUCAGCCCAGGACGAAGCUGAACCAGACCUGCCCGGCGGGCCGCACAGCUACCGGCUGGAGGAGCUGGCCUACACCCGCAGCGGAGACAAGGGGGACUCCGCCAACAUCGGCGUGGUCGCCCGUCAUCCUCUCUUCUUCCCGUACCUGAAGAAACACCUGAC